AUGUCGUCGACAUACCUCCCCAUGGAAAGGAGCAAGAACAUCGUCUUGCUAAUAGCAGACGACCUCGGCCUUCAUCUCAAUUGCUAUGGCUGUGCUGUCCAGACUCCCAACAUUGACAAGCUGGCAUCCCAAGGAAUUCGCUUCAGCAAAUCCUUCGCCAGCACAGCGUCGUGCAGUGGCAGUCGUUCAACAAUUUACACGGGAUUGCACACACACGAGAAUGGGCAGAUGGGGCUUGCGCACGGCUGGAACCAUUUCCAGACCUAUGACCAUAUUGAGACGAUGCCACAGGCAUUCAAUGCACUGGGAUAUCAGACGGGAAUUAUUGGAAAAGUACACGUAGGGCCCACGCACGCAUAUCCUUGGGAGAUCAGAGAGGAAAGUGGCACCCGGGAUCCACGGUGGUACGCUAGGCGAGUGGCAGCGUUUGUGGAUAGAGCAAAGGAAAGUGGAAGGUCAUUUCACUUAACGGUUGGGUUUCGGGAUCCUCAUCGCGAUGAUAGUCGAGGCGGGUUCGGCAGCGACGAAGAUGACGUGACUACUCUGGGUGCUCCGAAGUAUGCAGCAGAGGAUGUAGAAGUACCGUUGUUCUUGACAGACUUGCCGGAGGUGCGGACGGAACUCGCCCAUUAUUACCAGGCCAUCAGUCGCAUGGACAUGGGGGUCGGCAUGAUAAUGGACGUGAUACAAGAAAAAGGCCUCCGCGACUCGACAAUGGUUGUUUUUCUGAGUGACAACGGAGCUCCGUUCAUCAACUCCAAGACAACGCUAUACGACGCCGGUGUGAAGCUGCCCCUGAUUGUUCGUUGCCCGGGCUCCGGCGCACAGGGUGUGGUCAACCCCAAUAUCACCUCCUUUGUUGAUAUUUUCCCUACCUGCCUCGAUUGGGCGGACGCAGGCAACAGAUGCAUACAGACGGCGAGCGCAGGCAAAUCUCCAAGACGGCUAGGACGCUCAUUUCUCCCUAUACUAGGCGCUUCCAGCGUCCUCAAUCAACAUGACUGGCAACAAUGGGUGUUUGGCUCACAUACCUUUCACGAGAUUCAGAAUUAUUGGCCCACACGAUUUAUGCGCACCCAUCGCUUCAAGUAUCAUCGAAAUGUUGCGUGGCGGCUUGAGUUUCCUUUUGGGACGGACCUAGCGGUUAGUAUGUCUUGGGAGGCCAUCAGAAAUGCGAAGCAGCCUGUCAUGAUUGGAGGACGGCCUCUAGAAAAAUAUCUUUUCCGAGGGCCCGAGGAGCUAUUUGAUCUAGAGAAUGAUGCGGAAGAGCUGCGAAACUUGGUGGAUGAUCCUGAGUAUCAGGAUGUGUUGUUGAACUGCAGACAAGAGUUGGAAAAGUGGCAGUAUCGGACCAGAGAUGCAUGGCUGUAUAGAGAUAGCAUUUCCGUGGUGGUGUCAGAAGCACACCAGAAGCAGGGCUUGAAGAUCCCGGAUCGCUUUGAGUUGGAUCCAAAUAACCCGGGGAAUAGAGUAGGCAAAUAUUGGGAGCCUCCAGAAGUCAAGAUCUCUGGACAGGAGAAUAUGAUGUUUGCUGGCUAA
Messenger RNA from Exophiala aquamarina CBS 119918, 1539 nucleotides. RefSeq lists its product as uncharacterized. The transcript has a single exon. Gene Ontology annotation, molecular function: arylsulfatase activity. The coding region runs from base 1 to 1539 and encodes 512 amino acids. The record is from RefSeq and is a predicted model, not a curated record. NCBI's taxonomy places the organism in Eukaryota, Fungi, Ascomycota, Eurotiomycetes, Chaetothyriales, Herpotrichiellaceae.